This is a messenger RNA of Pundamilia nyererei, 632 nucleotides long. It is a transcript of the gene atp5if1b, whose product is annotated as ATP synthase inhibitory factor subunit 1b. NCBI's taxonomy places the organism in Eukaryota, Metazoa, Chordata, Actinopteri, Cichliformes, Cichlidae. The record is from RefSeq and is a predicted model, not a curated record. Bases 29 to 427 code for a protein of 132 amino acids. The transcript is spliced from 3 exons. Gene Ontology annotation, molecular function: ATPase inhibitor activity. Gene Ontology annotation, cellular component: mitochondrion. Gene Ontology annotation, biological process: negative regulation of ATP-dependent activity.
UUCUGUUGGCACCCCCGCCUUGGACAUAAUGGCGCCGUCCUGUGGUGUAUUUUUGUGGACAAGGACAAGCUCGACACUACUUGUCAGUGGUGUUUUCAUAAACAUGGCGAGGUUUUUGAGGCCUAAUAUCAGGACUUUUGUCACCUCACAGCUGAGAAUGUCAUCCGACCAGCUGGGUGAGCUGGGUAAAGGUGCCGGGAAAGGUGGUGGUGGUGGAGGCUCUAUCAGAGAGGCAGGUGGAUCCAUGGGGAAGAAGCAGGCUGCAGAGGAGGAGAUGUACUUCAAGCGCAAGGAGAAGGAGCAGCUGGCAGCACUAAAGCAGCACCAUGAGGACGAAAUUGAUCACCACAAAAAGGAGAUUGAACGUCUCCAGCGCGAGAUUGACCGCCACAAGGGAAAGAUCAGAAAGCUGAAGCAUGACGACUGAGUGAAGCCUUUAAAAUAAAACAAGAGUUUUGUUUUUUUUUCUCCUCACUGUCCAAGACUCAUUUAGUAACCACACUAGUUUCUGCGUGCACUGUGUUAUGCCAGUCAUGAAUGUUUGAGUGAUGGUACUUAUGUAAAUUCUUGAAAGGUAUUAAAAUUGAUUAAAAGAAAUGAGUACGGGUUCCAUGGCAUGCUCUCCAAGAACA